This is a messenger RNA of Bactrocera tryoni, 2833 nucleotides long. It is a transcript of the gene Klp67A, whose product is annotated as kinesin-like protein KIF18A. Gene Ontology annotation, molecular function: microtubule motor activity; ATP binding; microtubule binding. Bases 80 to 2497 code for a protein of 805 amino acids. NCBI's taxonomy places the organism in Eukaryota, Metazoa, Arthropoda, Insecta, Diptera, Tephritidae. Gene Ontology annotation, biological process: microtubule-based movement. The record is from RefSeq and is a predicted model, not a curated record. The transcript is spliced from 6 exons.
AAACAAGACGCUGUACGACAAUUUAGUUUUAACUUGAUUUUAAAAAUAUUUACAAAACCUAGAUUACAAAAAAUACGAAAUGUCAACAGAACAAACAAACAUUAAAGUUGUGGUAAGAGUGCGGCCCUACAAUCGAAGGGAGUUGGAACAGAACCAGCGCCAAAUUGUCAAGGUUUUGGACAACAACACUCUGCUCUUUGAUCCCGAUGAAGAGGAUGAUGAGUUCUUUUUUCAAGGGACAAAACAGAACUAUCGGGAUAUUACAAAACGUGUCAAUAAAAAAAUCAGUAUGGAUUUUGAUAGAGUAUACGAUCCAGAAGCCACAAAUCAGCAAAUUUUUGAAGAAUGCACAUCACCUUUGGUUGCUUCAGUGUUGAACGGAUACAAUUGUUCCGUGUUUGUUUAUGGUGCCACUGGAGCAGGGAAGACAUUUACAAUGCUUGGCAGUGAAACAUGUCCUGGUCUAACUUUUCUUACUAUGCGUGAACUAUUUGAAAAAAUACAAGUUCAAAGCACUACUCAUAAAUUUGAUGUAGGCGUAAGCUAUUUAGAAGUCUAUAACGAAUUAGUAAUGAACCUUUUGACAAAAACUGGACCAUUAAAGCUGCGAGAGGACUCGAAUGGUGUAGUUGUUAGUGGGCUCGUUUUAAAACCAAUUUAUAGUGCCGAUGAACUUUUACAACUACUGGCGCAAGGAAACUCAAAUCGCACACAACACCCAACCGAUGCCAAUGCAGAGAGUUCACGUUCUCAUGCUAUUUUCCAAGUUCAUAUUCGAAUGACAGAUCGCAAAACGGGUACAAAACGCACAGUGAAAUUAUCUAUGAUUGAUUUGGCUGGCAGUGAACGAGCCGCCAGUACAAAAGGAAUAGGAGUCCGUUUUAAGGAAGGUGCUAGCAUAAAUAAAAGUUUACUAGCAUUGGGAAAUUGCAUCAACAAAUUGGCCGAUGGAAUGAAACAUAUUCCUUACCGCGAUUCAAACUUAACACGUAUACUGAAGGACUCCCUUGGAGGUAAUUGCCAGACAUUAAUGGUAGCUAAUGUUUCAAUGAGUUCGUUGACAUACGAGGACACCUAUAACACGUUAAAAUAUGCGAGUCGAGCGAAGAAGAUUCGAACAACACUUAAGCAAAAUGUGCUCAAAUCCAAUAUGCCUAAAGAUUUCUAUAUAAAGAAAGUUACAGAACUUAUGGCUGAAAACGAACGUCUUAAAGCUAAAGUGACUCAGCUUGAAAAAUCUUCAGAAGUCACCCGAUCUUAUGAAAGUGAAUUGAAAGCCUGGUAUAGCAAGAUCGAUGAAGUGUAUUCAACUUUUAUUAAAACACAGGAAUAUGUUAUUGUCAAUCAAAGCAAAAUCAAGAGUAUGAACUUUCGUGAGAAAUUGAAGAAGGAAAAUAUAGCUUACAAUACGCUGCUUGAGCGGAAUUCCAUUAAAUCAGAGGAGAUGCUUACUGCUUCCACCUCUGGUUACAAUAAAGAAAUUGCCAGGCUUGAAGAGGAAUCCAUGCGCUGGCGUCGAAAGUUACAUGAUGCAAAUAAGGAUCUAGAAAAACUGAAGAAGGAAAUAAAAGAAUCUAAAUAUGUUGAAAUUUUGAAAAAAUAUGAAAAAGGGAAAGACUUGGAAGUGCGUCAUUCAAAACAAGAUAUUAACAUCAACCACAUAUCCGGCAUAAAUGCUGAAUUUUUGCGGAAUUCAGAUAAACUGCGCAAAGCUUUUGGUAUGGCAUGCGAAUUACUACAUAAGUCGUAUGAUGAUCUCAGUACAAAUAUGCAAGAUAAAUACGAACAAUUACAACAUUUUAUAAAAACACAUGCAUAUUUUGGUCAAGAGGAUUACAAAAAGGACAGCGAUGAAGAUUUGGAAGGUCCAACACUAAAGAUAACAAAUGGAAAACGGUUACAUAAAAUUGCUAACACUGAUGGGCCCACAUCCACAAGCACUGUAAAAAGACCUCGUUUGCAACGAACAGAGUUGACGAAUGACUUUGACUUAGAUAUUAUGGAGGACACGGAUUCUGAUGACUGCAUUAGUAAUUUCAAAAAACCUACAAUCAAACAUACGAUUAUGGAUGAAACACAUGUGUUGUCGUGCGUCACAGAUGAUGAGUACAGUACGAGUACGGAUGUGAGUGCGAAAAAGUCAGUAGCAGAAAGCAAGGAAACCAACAGCUUAAUGAGAAAAAAGAAUUUUGUUAGUAAUAUAUUAUCGGAGCAAAUAGCUAAAGUGCCAACGAACAACAAGGAUCGAAUGAAGAAUGUAUUGUUGAAAUCAAAGACAUUUAAUCAUCAUGGGCUUUUAAAGACUGUAGCGGCUGGCGUACAAAAGGAAAAUAAAAAAUUCAGUCCUGGUUGCGUACGUAAAAGUCCGCGUAGUAUUAUGGUUAAAUCGCUUGCGACAACAGCGAAUAUUGUGAAACGACAAGCAGUGCGCACAGCUAAUAGCAAUGAUCCUAUCGUUCGAAUAAAUCGCGCUGCCUCUUUUAGAGUUAAGAAAUAGUUUAGUUUACACUUGACUUUCACUCCAAAUCUAUGUAUUAUAGUUUACAUCCUCUAUAUUGCAAGUAAUCAUAUACUUAUACAUACUUACAUACAUAUAGACAUAUAUCAUUCAGAUACAUUGUAUUUAUAUCAAUAUAUUUAAAUCUAAGAUUUUUAACUGUAAUGUUGGAACAACUACUUCAACACAAAACAAGCAGCUUAUUGGUGUGAAAUAUUUCCAACUAAAAACACAAGUCGAAGAUAAAAUUGUAUUUGUGAAAAUACGACAUUUACAUGUACAUACAUAUAUUUCUGUGCUAUACUCCAGUUGCAAAUAAAUUUAGCUUUAAUUAUA